Molecule: messenger RNA, 563 nt
Organism: Pseudonaja textilis
Lineage: Eukaryota; Metazoa; Chordata; Lepidosauria; Squamata; Elapidae
Source: RefSeq, a predicted model, not a curated record
UAUUUAUAUAAGGGAGAAAAAUCCCGUUGCCCUUUCCCGGGACCAACCAGAGCGGCCCGCUGGAGGCUUUUGCGACCAUGCCAGGCAGUUUUCUGUCCCUCCAGCAGCAGAGGGUGCUUGGCAGUCUAGGGAGGCUGUGGAGGGAGGGGGGCGGUCGCCCCUUCGCUGUCCAUGCGGGUGGGAGUCAAGGGGACGGGGCCAGGCUCCCCUUGGGCAAAGCUGUCAGCCGGUGGGUGUUUGCACAGGGCAUCCGGAGCUGGGCUGUAGCUGCCCCCUUGGCCAUGGCUGCCAAGGUGGAUUUGACCACGUCCACUGACUGGAAGGAGGCUAAAUCAUUUCUGAAAGGACUGAACAACAAACAGCGGCGUUCACAUUACUUCACUAAAGAUUUCAUCAAGCUGAAGCAGAUCCCAACAUGGAAAGAAAUGGCCAAAAGCGCUCGGAUCCAGCAACCUGAAGAAACCAUUUACCCAAAGGAUAAUAAUCUGAAUGGGAAAAUCUCCCUCUUCCGAGGAGACAUUACCAAGUUGGAGGUCGAUGCGAUCGUCAAUGCUGGUGAGUGA